AUGCGAGUAAAUCAUUUAUUUGGAUGGUUUUAUAUUUUGUUUAUUGUUUCAUUUUUAUGUUUAAUAUCUACUGAUGGAAAAGGAGUGUUCGGUAGUGGAAGAGGUGGAGGAUUUAAAAGUAGUUCUCGAGGUGGCGGAUUAUUCGGCAGUUCUCGAGGUGGCGGAUUAUUUGGCAGCUCAAGAGGUGCAUCGAGUUAUCAUCGUCCAAAUAAUUAUGGAAGUUAUCAUAGUAUGAGUAAACCUCGUUCAGGAAGUCGUUUUAGAAGUAAUGCUAUGACUUUUGGUGCUGGAGCACUAGGUGGUGUAGCAGCCUAUUCAUUAAUGAAAUCGUUGUCGUCACAUCGUCAUUAUCGUCCUGGAUAUUAUGAACCUGGAUAUGGAACUGGAGAAACCUGUGUAAAUAAUGAUUAUAUGAAUGGUAUACGUUUCGGACAAUUUCGUUGUCCACUUAAUGGCUUUCCAUAUGAAGCAAAAUUUUGCUGUGGUGAUUAUGGAAAACAAUACUGUUGUAGCCAUGCAGGCUAUGAUGGAUAA
Messenger RNA from Adineta steineri, 534 nucleotides. The record is from the annotation of a GenBank genome assembly. Lineage: Eukaryota; Metazoa; Rotifera; Eurotatoria; Adinetida; Adinetidae.